Molecule: messenger RNA, 1680 nt
Organism: Babesia bigemina
Lineage: Eukaryota; Apicomplexa; Aconoidasida; Piroplasmida; Babesiidae
Exons: 2
Coding region: 1-1680 (559 amino acids)
Cellular component (GO): membrane
Molecular function (GO): transporter activity
Source: RefSeq, a predicted model, not a curated record
AUGGUUGGAGGAGGUGACAGUGAACUUGGAGGUGUUGGUGAAUCUUCACGAAACGCGCCUGACGGGAAAGACGGCGACACUAAGGCAGAUAGAAUUAAGGCAGACUAUGGCACGUUUGGUCAGGUGUUGUACCACGUGGUGUCAUUCACUGAGGGCUACGAGCAGCAGGUGUUGUACUUGUGCAUGAGGAUCUUCGAGUCAACUAUGAGGUUCACCAAGAGUCAACUGACGAUGCUGAUGACCGUGUCCAUCAUGUCACGGUUGUGCUUCUCGCUCGUUUGGGGGUUGCUGGCGGACGCGUUUGAGACUAACCUGGUGAUGUCUGCUGGGUUGUUAUUCAUGGGCAUCGCCUCCAUUCUGCUAAGCGCCACGUCACGAUUUUCGUCGCAAAAGAUCAUCUCGGAUGAAGAUGAUGAGCAGAGCGGUAACAGCAGCACGUUCACCCGUAUUCAUGCGCUGAAUUGCAUCGGCCGUAUGCUGUGUGCCGCAAUAACCACGGAGGCUGCUCAAAACAUUUUGCUGGGAUUUAUCGGCUGGCGCGUGUCGUACAUUGUGUUGGGCUACCUGUGGAUUUCGGUUGGCAUUGCGAUUGUAUUUGCAAUGCAUACUGACAGCGUACUAACCACUCCCUAUGGAUCCAUGGACAAAUUCAUCAACCAAAUAUCCGGCGCUUUUAAAGCGGUUUUUACGAAUUGGUCAGCAUUCCUGUGUAUAUUCACGAUGUUGAUCGCGGAGGCUCCGAUGUGCACGUUGCCUUACAUUAUCACCUACUUGGAGUACUUGGGAGUGUCUGACAUGAAGGUUGGUAUUGCGAUUUUGGUCACGACGAUUGGCGGCGCGGCAGGGACAGCUGCUGGUGGUAUAGUCAUAGAAAAAAUUACAGGUAUGCAUAAAAAGUAUGGUGAGCUAAUAGCCGGAAUUGUCGUGAUGGGCGUGCGAUUAAUCGUUUGCGUUUUGUUUUUCGUGUCCCCGGCGCCAGAUGGACGUCUGAUGUGGUACCACUACAUAGAGUUUGCGGUUCUCGGAGCGACUUUGGUCACGGUUGGUGGCGUAGAUAGACCCAUUAUGAGAAAAGUCAUUGAGGACAAGUACCAGGCUAGCGCAUCAGCCAUCAUCCAGUGCAUAUCGGGUAUCUCCAUUAGCGUCAGUUUCGUCGAGAUCUUCGCAUACGUGUCAGAGAAGCUGCAUGGUUACUCCCCGUCAACACAGGCAAUUGAUGACAUGGACGCCGCUCUUAAAGAUAACAACACCGAGGCUCUGAGGAAGUCGACCAUGUACAUGAUCGUAAUUGGAUCGCUGCUCAACAUUGCCUGUUAUGGUGCCUUGUUUGCCACGUAUAAAGAAGAUAAGGAAAAAGUUGAAAAGGCGAAUGUGGAAGUAUGGGUGGAAAGAAAGGUAAGGCAAGAGAAGCGUGAAGCAUUGAAGAAGACGAAAAAACAAGAAGAGGCAGUGGAAGGAUCUGAUGAUUUAUCAGGGUACACGGAAGCCUCAGAGCGGGCCAAACUUGAAGUAGAAAUUCCAGCACCCCCACCGGAAGUAGACCGAAUGGAACAGGUAGAGCAAACGCAACUACAAGGCGACAGGGGGCCGGAAAUGACAGAGGAAGAGAGGAAAAAUUAUUUGAAAAUCGCACAACCAAGUUGGCUAGAAGAAACAUCUUCGCGUUAUUCGGUGCGUUGA